This is a messenger RNA of Schistocerca nitens (vagrant locust), 348 nucleotides long. RefSeq lists its product as uncharacterized. The record is from RefSeq and is a predicted model, not a curated record. Lineage: Eukaryota; Metazoa; Arthropoda; Insecta; Orthoptera; Acrididae. The transcript has a single exon. The coding region runs from base 1 to 348 and encodes 115 amino acids.
AUGAAUGGAGGAGGUGUUCCAUCAGAAUGGAAAACAUGUAACAUAAGACUGAAGCAGAAGAAAAGGUAUCAUAACAACCCAAAUAAUUAUAGUGCAUUAGGAGUGAUUGCUUUCUUUGGAAGACUGUACAUGAAGGUACUGAACAAACUGGCAGAGAAAGAAACAUGUCACAAAUGGCAAGAAAAGCAAGCAGGAUUCCAAGCAGGUAGGUCAGUAAUGGACAACAUCUUCACAUUGAAACUGAUAUCUGAAAAAUGCACAAAGUUUGGACUGGAGAUGGGUUUUGCAUUCAUUGACCCAGAGAAAGCAUAUGAUGAAGUACCACCAACAAACCAUGGAAAAAGUUGA